Dendroctonus ponderosae (mountain pine beetle) is the source of this 1886-nucleotide messenger RNA. RefSeq names its product probable cytochrome P450 28d1. The transcript is spliced from 6 exons. Lineage: Eukaryota; Metazoa; Arthropoda; Insecta; Coleoptera; Curculionidae. Gene Ontology annotation, molecular function: oxidoreductase activity, acting on paired donors, with incorporation or reduction of molecular oxygen; iron ion binding; monooxygenase activity. The record is from RefSeq and is a predicted model, not a curated record. Bases 107 to 1600 code for a protein of 497 amino acids.
UUAUCAGUAAUAAGUCGGUUCAUCCUGCUAAAGGUCAUAAUUUAAUGUAGUUUAUAUUAUUAAAUCGAGUUGGGUAUCACGUUUAGCAACCGUUUGUCUAGUAAAAAUGUUUGAGGUACUUCUAGCAACGUUCAUAGUUUUGCUUGUGUUGUGGUACAAAAUUAGAUCAUACUAUUGGGUGAACAGGGGUGUUCCUGGCCCGAAACCAUGGCCAAUAGUCGGAAAUCUUGCUGAACAUCUAUUCGGAAGAAAAACUAUUGGGCAGGUUAUAACGGAAAUUUACCAAAAGUAUGAUGAGUAUCCGUUUGUGGGCAUCUUUCGAGCAACCAGUCCAUGUUUGCUAGUUCGAGACCCAGAAUUUGUCAACAGAAUAUUGGUAAAAGAUCACAAAUCGUUUUAUAAUAAUGAUUUCAACAUUGAUAAAAAGAAAGAUCCUUUAUUUGGUCAAAAUCCAUUUGUGCUACGAAAUCAAGAAUGGAGAGACACUAGGCACAUGUUGACGCCAGGGUUCACCGGCGGAAAGAUGAAAGACAUUUAUCCGUUAAUAGUUGGAGUAGCAGCAAAGUUAGUCAAAUUUGUUGAAAACAAUCCGAGUGUUGAAGCGGACGGAGUUAAUGCCAGGGAACUAACUAGAAGAUUUACUCUCGACAAUGUGGCUAUUGCCGCAUUUGGGAUUGAUGGAAAAUCUUUCGAAUCUGAGGAGAUCUCAGAAUUUAUGGAAUUAGCCAAUAGAAUUUUGACACCUGGAUCGCUUAAUGGGAUCCUGCAACAACUGACCACAGUUUUACCGAUUCUUAGAAUCGCUCUGUCAGUGAAAAUGGUGCCUAAAGAUGCUGAACACCGACUAAUUGAAAUCGUUACACAAGUAGUAAACCACAGAGCAUCAAGCAAUUUGAAAAUCAAUGAUUAUUUCGAGUUCAUUUUACAAAUUGCUAAGGAAAAAGGUUUAAGUAAUACAGAUAUUGCUGCACAUGCCACCACAUUCUUUCUCGACGGUUAUGAAAGUUCCUCCAACGUUAUGACAAGCUUGCUAAUGAACUUGGCAGUGAAUCCGACAUAUCAAAAGAAAAUAAGAGACGAAAUUAAAACUGUAGAAGAAAAUAACAACGGUAUUACUUAUGAAACUAUUUUUGAACUAAAAUGGCUGGAUGCGUGUUUGAAUGAAACUUUACGAUUCACCCCUCUCUUCGACAUUAUGGUGAAAACGUGUACUCAACCCUUUCAAUAUACGCCUGAUAGUUCAGACUUUAAGAAGAUUACAGUUAAGCUUUAUCCCGGAGACACAGUGAUACUUCCUUAUAGCCUGCUGAUGAAUGACGAAAAAUAUGUUGUUAAUCCUAAAGAAUUCCUGCCAGAACGAAUGCUGGGCAAAGCCGACAGUAACAGAUCGAUAUUUUUUCCAUUUGGAAACGGUCCACGCACAUGUAUAGGUCAGAGAUUUGGAAUCAUGCAAAUCAAGCAAGGAGUAGCGGAGCUUAUUAAACAUUUCGACAUUUCGUUAAGUCCAAAAUUUAGAUAUCCCCCAAAAUUAAUUCCGCUUAACUUUCUAAAUGAGAUUCAAGGUGGUGUCUGGCUGAGAUUUAAAAAGAUAGGUAAUUAAAAAUACAUGCAAAUUUCGAAGUACACACAAAUGGUCUGAUUAAAAUUUGAGCCUGCACUAGACGUGUUGGUAUUACAUCAAAUAAUUACUGUAAAUAUACGUUUGUGCGAGAGCAAAUAGGGCCGCAUUUUCUGGAGACUGAAAAAUAUCAGGUUCUUCUACAACCUGCAGUUACUACUUAUCUAAAAAUAUGGGCAAGGACGUUUCUAAGGAAUUGCUUCAAAUCACUUUUCCUUAUUGGAAUGUAUUUUUCGAUUUCCUGCUUAAUAGAAGAAGCUGAACCGUU